UUUUAAAAAAUAAAAUUUAAAAUUUAAAAAUGUAUUCAAAUAUUCCGAUAAAAGUUGUUUAUGAUAAUACUGCAUUAGUUACUAAAAAUUUAUAAAUAGAAAUCUCAAAUUAAAUUAAGUCAAACAAAUAUUUGCAAUUAAUUGAUUUAUAUGAUUUAUAAAUAUAAUAGUAUCGUUUAUAAGAAACAUAUGAAUAAAAAGUUAAAGAAACAAUAUCAAAAUUUAAAACAUAAGCAAAAGAAAUAUUUUAAGAGUAAAAUGCUAUUAUUAGUGGAUCUAAAAGGGAAAAAGAUUUCACUCUUUAAGAAAUAAAGAAUACUGAUUUAUAUUUUGAUAAUUCGAAUGCAGAAGAAAAUAUGAUAAAAAAUGAAAGAUUUGCAAGCACUAAUUUACUUCCAAUUGAUGAUUAUUGGUUUUUGGCUUUGACUUAAUGUGAAUUAAUAUCAAAUUAAGUAAAAAUAAAUGAUAAGAUAAUAUUAAAGUCGUUAAAAUAAAUUUAUUAUGACUAACCUGACGAAAAUUAAUUUACUUUAAAUUUCGAAUUUAAUAACCUACAAGAACUGAAUCUACAAUAAUAGAUUGGUAUGAAGGGAAAGAUUUAACAAGAAAAACAGUUAAAAAAAUAAAAAAACAGACGCACAGGUGUUAUAAGAAUAGUUACUCAUGAAAUAGAAAAUGAAAGCUUUUUUAAUUAUUUUAAUACUUUAAAUUUUGAAAAUGAAAAGGCAAAUAUAGAUAAUCUUUAGGAUCGAUUAUGUAUAGAUUAUAAUAUUUCAAGGGCUAUUAUAGAUGAAGUAUUACCUUAUAGUUUAGAAUAUUAUUUAAAGGUGAGAAAAUUAAAAUUAUAAGUACAACAUAGAUCAAUUUUUGAAAAUGAAGAUGAUGAUGAAGAUCAGUAUGAUUAAGAUAAAAUCAAUGAUAAAAUUGAUAAUAAUUAAGAAUUUUAAGAAGAAUAGAAAAAAAAUAAAAAUUAAAAAGGAGGAAAAAAAAAAACCACAAUUUUAUAAAAUGAUAAAAAAGAAUAAAUUUAUUUAAAAAAAAAGAAUUAAAAUUAUAUUAAUGAUAAUUUUUAUGAUAACAAUAAUUGCCAAUAAUAAUGA
Molecule: messenger RNA, 1100 nt
Organism: Ichthyophthirius multifiliis
Lineage: Eukaryota; Ciliophora; Oligohymenophorea; Hymenostomatida
Exons: 7
Biological process (GO): nucleosome assembly
Cellular component (GO): nucleus
Source: RefSeq, a predicted model, not a curated record